Messenger RNA from Cuscuta campestris, 1244 nucleotides. Lineage: Eukaryota; Viridiplantae; Streptophyta; Magnoliopsida; Solanales; Convolvulaceae. The record is from the annotation of a GenBank genome assembly.
GUCACUCCAUCUUGUCAAACAUAUUCACGGAUUGUUUUUCGCCGUUGAUCUACAAUUCCCCCGACAACCCUCAACCGACGUCCAUGUUGUGUUCCAUUUCGACCCAGAAAUCCGGCGGUACUAAAUGGCCCGACCGUCUCCGAUCGUCGAAGGGUUUUCCAUCCGGCGACCUCGUCAAUUUCGAAGAAAUGCAUCACCAUACGUUUUCCACGCUUGAUUCCGCGACAAUUAAUCUCACAUCCCCGAGGUCAGAAGGCAUCCGUUCGGAAUGCUGCUCGUUUGGAGCUGAAUCAGAGAAAGAACAGGUUCUUGAAGGUUCAGUCGAUGGAGAAGGCAAAGAAUUGUUCAAUGCUUUUAGCCAUGUUCUCGCCGAGCUGUUUAAUAUGGGAGAACCCAGUAAUUAUGUAGUACAUAAAAAGGUUUCUCGGAAACAAUCAAACCCUAGGCUUUUUGCGGCUUCCACUUCUUCUGAAUGUAAUAAUGUUUCUGGCCCCGGGGAUGAGCAGAGAGCAGAAAUAAAGACAGUGAACAGCAAGUUGAAGCAACUGGAGCCAGGACAGAAUUUAGUACCAAGUGAGGAGGAGGUGAAUAUCAAUUCAACAGCAAUGGGGUUUUCUAGGAGUGAGGUUACUGUGAUAGACACAAGUUGUACCCCGUGGAAAUUUGAUAAAUUGCUGCUUAGACAGAAAAAUGUGUGGAAGGUCCGUGACAAAGGAACAAAGACAACAUAUUUGGGGAAAAAGAGAAAUGAAAUUGCAGAGCAUGACAAUGUUGGUGGAACGAAGAAGCAGAAAGCUUUUAGUGGAGAAGAGAGUAAACUCCCAAAAAAUGAAGGACUUCAACCACGGGAUAAAUUUGAAGAUGUUUGUAGAAAUACAUCAGAUACAGUCCGCUCGACCCUGGAAAAGAAGAACAGAAAUUUUGCAUUGAAGAAAGCAAAGUCCUCUGUAGUUCUUAUUCAAAACAUUCCAACAAGUAAGAAGAUUGGAAUAUGGAUCCCUAGAAAGGCUUCUCAUCGGCCAUCCACAUCUUGACUCGUGGAAGCUGCUGCAACUGCAAUAUGAAGCAGGCGUACACAACAUGGAUUUAUUUGUAAUUUCCUUUUUUUUGUUUGUUUGGUAACAUUUUGAGUUACUUGGGAGUCAGGAUACAUAUCUGAUUAUUGAAAUGAAUUUGUGAAGGUUUUGGUGUGCUGAUUGUGCUAUUUGUUGAUCUAUGGUCCUCCUGGGGCAUUGUGGUAAGGU